Molecule: messenger RNA, 1173 nt
Organism: Glarea lozoyensis ATCC 20868
Lineage: Eukaryota; Fungi; Ascomycota; Leotiomycetes; Helotiales; Helotiaceae
Product: alpha/beta-Hydrolase
Exons: 3
Coding region: 1-1173 (390 amino acids)
Source: RefSeq, a predicted model, not a curated record
AUGGCUGAGCUAUUCCAGAAUCUCCUGGACUACGUCCCCUCCCGCAAAACAAGCUUCAUCAUCGCAACCUCAGCAGCAACCACACUCAUCCUCUCAGACGCGAUCAGACGCAAACUGAACCCCGUUCCAAAACAAAUAAUACCAAGUCCAAGAGCCUCUAUUAUUCCCAGUCUAUCUUACGAAGAGCAAGACAACCUGCCCUAUCCUCCAAAUCUCUUCCCCGGCGCAAGAGACGUGGACAGUCCGUACGGAACAACGCGAAUCUACGAAUGGGGACCCGAAGACGGUAGGAAAGUCCUCUUAAUCCACGGAAUCUCCACGCCCUGUCUUUCACUAGGCAACAUCGCCCAUGCCCUCGUCCAAAAAGGCUGUCGCGUGAUUCUCCUCGACUUGUUCGGUCGCGGGUACUCAGAUUCCCCAGAUCUCCCGCACGAUUCCCGUCUUUACACAACUCAAAUCCUUCUGGCCAUUACCUCUUCCCCUCUCUCAUGGACUCUUGACGGGUUCAGCAUCAUCGGCUACUCCCUAGGCGGCGGCAUCGCCGCUGAUUUCGCUGCCUUCUUCCCCCAUCUGAUUCAAGGUCUUGUGCUGCUAGCUCCAGCUGGACUCAUUAGACCAUACCAUUUCGGAUGGCAAUCGAAGAUUCUAUAUAACGACUUCUUGCCGACUCGCGUUCUCGAGCAUCUGAUCCGGAAACGCCUCAUGGAUGGUCCCUCGGCCUCGAAUUCAAUUCAGAAACUCACGAAAGCACCGGCUUCAUCUACGCCGAUGCCAGAAACGGCCGUUGCUGCUGAAGUUAAAGGGACGAGCGAUGUAGAGUUUCGGGCUUCGCCGUUGAAUAUACAGAGGCCGAAUCUGACGGUUGCGAGUGCGGUGGGUUGGCAGUUGGGACAUCACGAGGGGUUUGUGAGGAGUUUUGUGAGCAGUAUUAGGUAUAGUAGUAUUAGCGGAAAGAAUGAGACUUGGAGGAAGCUAGGGAGCUUGAAGGUGCCGGUUUUGGUUAUCGUAGGGGAUACUGAUCCUAUCAUUGUUGCAAAUGAGUUGGAGGAAGACGCUAAAGAAGCAAUUGGUGCCGAUGAUGUGGUUUGGAAAGUCGUACAUGGUGGACAUGAGUUUCCCAUCACGCAUCCAGAUGAAGUCGUUGGGCAUAUUGCUAAAGUGUGGCGUAUUUAG